Sorghum bicolor (sorghum) is the source of this 1565-nucleotide messenger RNA. RefSeq names its product putative methyltransferase C9orf114. The record is from RefSeq and is a predicted model, not a curated record. The transcript is spliced from 10 exons. NCBI's taxonomy places the organism in Eukaryota, Viridiplantae, Streptophyta, Magnoliopsida, Poales, Poaceae. The coding region runs from base 115 to 1218 and encodes 367 amino acids.
CUCCACGGCGGAACCCUCUCCCUCUCGGCCUCUUGCCUCAAUCGGCCCAAAACCCCUAUCCAAGCGUCCAUUCCUGAAUUCCUCCCCGGCCGGCAGCCGCCCCCCGCCGCCGCCAUGAACCCCGCUCACAGCGAGGCGGCCGCUGCUGAGAAGGCGCGGCGAAAGAAGGACAAGAAGGAGAAGAGGAAGAAGCGCAAGGAAGCCAAGGAGGACGACUGCGGCGCCGCGACGGCCGAGGAAGAAGCGCCCAAAGAGAAGAAGCAGAAGCGGAGGAAGGAUGAAGACGAGGGGGAGGGGGAGGGGAAGGGGAAGGAGGAGAAGAAGCUGAAGCCGACGGUGAGCAUCGCCGUUGCCGGCUCCAUCAUCGACAACGCCCAGUCCCUCGAGCUCGCCACCCUCCUGGCCGGCCAGAUCGCUCGCGCCGCCACCGUCUUCCGCAUAGAUGAGGUCGUCGUCUUUGACAGUACUCCCGCGGCGGAGAACGGCGGCGCAGCUGAUGAUGAAGAGAGCGGCGCGCGGUUCCUUGUUCGGAUUCUGGAGUAUCUGGAAACUCCACAGUACCUCCGUCGCCGCCUCUUCCCGAUGCACAAGAACCUGAAGUUUGUGGGAUUGCUUCCACCGCUCGAUGCGCCACACCAUGUGCGCAAGCACGAAUGGUCUGAGUUCCGUGAAGGUGUAACAUUGGAAAGUGAUCCCUCAAAGGGGACUCUUGUUGAUGUCGGAUUAAGUAAGAAUGUUCUGGUUGAACAAACACUAGAACCAGGCAAAAGAGUAACUGUAGCCAUGGGAACAAACCGUGACCUAACAACAGCAAGGAAAGUUGUCCCCCCAUCCACACCCAGGGAACAAAUGGGAUCUUAUUGGGGCUACAAAGUUCGUUAUACUUCAAAUUUAAGUGGUGUUUUAAAAAAUUCCCCAUUCAAGGAAGAAUAUGACCAUAUCAUUGGCACCUCAGAGCAUGGACAAAUAAUUAAUUCUUCUGAGCUUACCUUGCCUACUUUUAGGCACCUACUCAUUGCAUUCGGUGGACUUGCUGGUUUGGAAGAAAGCAUUGAAGAAGAUACAAAUUUGAAGGGUAAACACGCAGAUGAUGUAUUCACAUCAUAUUUGAAUACAUGCCCCAACCAAGGGAGCAGAACAAUAAGAACAGAGGAGGCACUUCUCAUUUCCCUCCAAUACUUCCAAGAUCCAAUUAGGCGCGCAGAACAGAAAAUGUAGAAGGUAAUACAGACACAUGCAAAUCUAGCCAUGCCCAACAAGUUGGCUACGGAGCUUCAGUUGUAAUAGUGGAGUUUUCUCACUGAGAAUUUUGACCCUUCGUUCACGUAUGCGUUGAUGACAGUGGAGCCAAGAGGUUGUGAGCCAUCGAGGACAUUUUGACACAACCAUUUCAGUUUAGAAUAUUUGAUGUGGGGCUGACUUUCAUUGAAAGCGAGUGUUAGCUUUGCCAUUUCAAUUGUAUCCAGUGGUUGUCCACUAUAGUCUAUAUCGCUGUUUCAUGCCUUUGACCCUGUACUAAAAACGGAGGAUGGCUGUUAACACCAUAAGGUCAUGCCUUUGCUAAA